CAAACACGUUCUGGAACAACCUCCCACCUGAUGAGGUCAGAAUGUCUAGGGUGGGAGCGAGGCUGCAAUGAACAGAGGAUUAUUGUUUGUGUUAACUGACUGACAGUCUUCUAUUCCAUCCUCUUGAAAUUGAGCGGAAAAAAAGACGGGAUGGACCCUACAUCUUCAGAAGCACAUGGGUGGUCUAUUCUCCAGAAACUAAAUGAACAGAAGUCCAUGGGCCUUUUUUGUGAUGUCUCCUUGAUGGUUGAGGGUAAAAUAUUUCUUGCCCAUAAAAAUGUUCUUUCAGCUUGUAGUGAGUAUUUCUACGCAGCACUAAGCAGAAAUGAGCAGCAGCAGUUUUUAGUUCUAGACAAUGUUAGUUUGGAAGGUUUUAGUCAUCUUCUAGAUUUUAUAUACACCUACAAAAUCCCUACUUGUCAUGUCCAAGACUUUAUGCAGGCUGCUCAGCUCUUGCAAGUUAGUCUCCCGCUCACAGUUCAAGUGGUCAGUGUACCCAGCAGUCCACGUAACGGUAGUCCAAAAGAAGAAAUCUGCAUCCCAGAUGAUGAUGAUUAUCGUGUGCCGACUCAGGAUUCAGAGUUGAGAGAUACUGAGAGUCAACCAAAACGCGAGAGAAGCCGACAGGAUAACCUUCAAAGUAUUAGCAACAGUCUGUAUAAAGGGGAAAGAAGACGGUUGGAAACCAUGACACAGAUAAAAGACAAUGCAAUGGUACACAAAAGGCCAACAUUUUAUAAAGAAACAUAUGUGGUUCGAAAGCCUGGAUACUUUAUGAGGACUCAACUUUCAAAGAGUGGAAGGUUGGGGAGAGAAAGUCCUGUGGAUGACUGUAUGGAUAACUCCUUUAUUAACACAGGUUAUUCCAGACAGGUGCCUAUUACAAUUCACAAUGAUGGUUCUUCAGAAGAAGCAGAUGACGAAGCAGCAGAUAUUUGCAUUGAUUUAUGUGAUGAGCCUGAUACACCUGAUAGUUUAGAACCAGUGAAGAACUUGAGAUUACGUGGUGAGUCACUUAAACCCAAGAUCUUCUCUACUGUAGUUGGAUUGGAGAAUUCAAAUGUGAUGGAAAGAGUCAAUGGGAGUGAAAACCUUUCUGAAGUAGUCCACAAAUGUGACAGAUGUGAACUACUACUGACUUAUCCAGAAUUCUUAAAUCACCAGGAUGAUCCAGGAGUAAAAAUUCUCCAGUGCAGUUUUUGUGAGAAACAGUUCAAUUACAGUUGUCAGCUGUCAUUGCACCAGUCAAGCCACCAUGACAAGAAGUUUUACCAAUGUGACCAAUGUGGGAAAGAACUAACUACACUGAAGAAGUUACAUGACCACAUUGCUUACCACUCUGAUGCCAGGCCUCACAAAUGCCAGCUUUGUGACAAGGCAUAUAAAGUAAAAAAUGAUCUCACUCAGCACAUUCGAACAAAGCACAUAGAGGCGUCAACAGGAAAACCACCACUGCUCCAACUUUGUGAAUUUUGUGGCCAAGCCGUGAAGCAUUACAAGAGCCACAAAAUCUUUUGCAGUGGAGUGAAGAAAUUUAAGUGUGACUUUUGUGUACAGUCUUUCCAUCGGAUCUCAGAGUUAAAACGGCACACAUGGACACAUACCGGAGAACUUCCAUAUCGCUGUAAAAUCUGUGGGAAGGGAUGUAGACAUCCAAGUAACAUGAAGAAGCACAUUCGUACUGUUCACAAAGCAGAUAUGCGGGUGCAAAUCAACAGAGAGCAUGCAUCUCCAAGAUUCUUCAAGAACAGGAGGCCAGCAGCUAAAUUUUCAGGGCAUGUGCUCCCACAGGUUCUUCCUUCUAAUCACUCAUUGCCAGUUCCUGCCUCUACUGGGGAUCACAACAUCCAGACAGACUCCUCCGUAUCUCCAGUAUCACUUUCCUACAUCUCCAUCUUUACAGUAUCAAGUCUUACCUUGAGUCAUACUCCAGAGCUGUAUUCACAAUUCUGCAGUUGCAAAUAUUUAAGAUCAGUUAUGCAAUUUGCUGAGUUAGCAAAGUGCUUUACUCUAAGUAUUAGCAUAAAGAUGACGUUUCCUACAGUACAAGCUUGGUGCAGACAUGGAAAUUCAGAAUUACAGUAUAUACUGUACUUGUUUACAUCUAGAGAUAAGCAAAUCGAUUAGUCUCAUCAGGAGUUCUUCACCUGCUGCUGAACAUGCUUCCUAUGCCACUUGAUUGACUUGCCUGACCCUAAGAAUCUUGCGUCUGCGCUGCUGCUUUGAAUGACUGCACAAGCGCAUAGGCUCUGCUUCUGCUCCUGGAACAGCAGAAGCAGAGGAAAGAAACUUGGCAGUCAUGGUCGGAAGAGGGAGAGGCCACAAGUCUCAUCGGACUAGACUCCCCUUGCACCACUAGCGCAAACUGCAAGGAUCGCCCGGUCAGUACUGAUAAAGUACUGAAUGUUAGUCCAGAGGUGGCAGCCUGCUGGAAUCAGUGGGUCUGUCACUAUACCCUGCUGCCCUCAGUGUCUAUAAAAUGAAACACCCCCUUUGCAAUUUUUAUGUUUCGUUGUGUAACAUUAUACUACAGUGAAUAUAAUAAGACUUUUUAACACCAAUCAACAGGAAUAGAUUCUUUAUUGUUGUAGUGAAACUACAGUUGCAUCAAAAAGUAAGUGAACCCUUUAGAAUUAUCUGGAUUUCUGCAUUGAUCACUAAUAAAUAUAUCCUGGUUGUUAUCGAAGUCAAAAUUUUAGACAAACACAAUCUAACUAAA
This is a messenger RNA of Bufo bufo (common toad), 2719 nucleotides long. RefSeq names its product myoneurin-like. Gene Ontology annotation, molecular function: RNA polymerase II cis-regulatory region sequence-specific DNA binding; DNA-binding transcription factor activity, RNA polymerase II-specific; protein binding. Gene Ontology annotation, cellular component: nucleus. Gene Ontology annotation, biological process: regulation of transcription by RNA polymerase II. The coding region runs from base 151 to 2127 and encodes 658 amino acids. The transcript is spliced from 7 exons. The record is from RefSeq and is a predicted model, not a curated record. Lineage: Eukaryota; Metazoa; Chordata; Amphibia; Anura; Bufonidae.